Molecule: messenger RNA, 1679 nt
Organism: Drosophila kikkawai
Lineage: Eukaryota; Metazoa; Arthropoda; Insecta; Diptera; Drosophilidae
Product: facilitated trehalose transporter Tret1
Biological process (GO): carbohydrate transport; transmembrane transport
Cellular component (GO): membrane
Molecular function (GO): sugar transmembrane transporter activity
Source: RefSeq, a predicted model, not a curated record
GACAAGCCGCCAGUCGCCAGUGUUAUUCGGUUUGCAUUUACAAGAAGGAGUAGCCGAGAGGAACAUAGCAUGGAAAAAGGACACCAGAACCAUAAGUUUUCCCGCAAGAGCUUUAAAGCUGCCUAGGACCAACUCCUACCCUACUCGACUGUGAUAUCCGAGAUUCAAGGAUCAAGCCUAGAAUUAGUUAGUUAAGCCCAAGGAUUCUAAAGAAGAAAGAAGGCACCACAGGAAUCCCAAAGAUGUUCCUCAACAUAUUCAAUUCGGGCAUCUUCCAGUGGCAGUUCCGCCGUCAGCUGCUGGUCUCAUUGAGCGCCACGCUGAUAACCUUUUGUCAUGGCAUCGCUCUGGGAUGGCUUUCACCGAUGCUACCGAAGCUCCUGUCCCCCGUCGAGACGCCUUUGUCCUUCCACAUUGACGUAGACCAGGCCUCCUGGCUGGGAGCCGUCAUAAGCAUUGGUGGCAUCACCGGCAACUUCUCCUUCUCCUACUUGAUGAAUCGCUUCGGUCGAAAGGUGUCGAUAUACGCCCUGGCAGUGCCACACACGUGCAUUUGGUUCAUGUUUUACUUCGCCCAGAGCAUCGAGUGGUUGUAUGUGGCACGGGUGUGUGCAGGUUUAACUGGCGGUGGCAUGUUCGUUGUGCUACCCAUUUUCAUUGGCGAAAUCGCCGACAACAGCAUUCGUGGACGCCUGUGUUCGUUUUUCACGCUGACCAUGAACACUGGCAUCAUGGUGGGCUUUGUCGUUUCCUCACACAUUCCCUACCAUGUUAUUCCCUGUGCCGUGGUGGGCCUGCCAGUGCUGUAUGUAUUCCUGGCCACCCGCUUCCCGGAGCCUCCCCAGCAACUGAUUCGAUGGCAACGGGUGGAGGAGGCCCAGAGAUCCUUGAGGUUCUACAGGCGGUGCGAUGGGCCCAAUGUUUCCAAAGAGGCGGAGCGGGCGUACCAGAAACAGUUCGACGAGAUGCUUUUGGCCAUCCAGCAGCAAAACAAGGAUUCUGACAAUAAAGGGCUUUCUGUUGCCGAUUUUUUGAGCAAGCGCUCCUUGAAGGCCCUGGCCACGGGUCUUAUACUGAUGAUCGCCAACAUCUUUACGGGAACCUUCGCCUUUAUCAACUACAUGUCGAACAUCUUCGACCAGGUCAACACGCAGCUGGAUCCCAACACGAACACCAUCAUCAUUGGAGCCGUUCAGAUCCUGGGCACGCUGGCCAGCAUAUAUGCUGUGGAUCGCUACGGUCGGAAGCUCCUGCUGAUCGUGUCCUGUGCAGGAAGUGGUAUCGGAACUGCAGCUUUUGGGGUGUACGCCUUCUAUGUGGAGCAGCAGGAAGUGGAUCUCUCAGCCUUCUCCGCCUGGCUGCCUGUCUGCCUGAUGUCCUUCAUCAUCUUCAUUGCCAACGUGGGCGUCAUUUCGGUGACAAUGGUGGUGCUGGUGGAGAUCCUGCCGCAGAAGAUCCGUGCAGUGGCCACCAGCUUCUGCUUGGGCUGCCUCAGCUUCUUCGCCUUCACCUCGCUGAAGACCUUCCCGCUGAUGAUGUUCCAUCUGGGCCUGGCGGCCACCAUGUGGUUCUGCGCAGCCACCAGCGCACUGUGCCUCUUCUAUGUGGUGGUCUGCCUGGAGGAGACCAAGGGUCGCUCCAUGUAUGACUAAUGCUGAAUAAAUCUUAGAUAGUUAGUA